AUGAUUUCGAGAUACUUCAUCAUCGACGACGCGGACGGUCAGAUAAAUUACUCUCCCAGUUGGCGUCAGAAUGGCUGUAGUAGUGAAUACCAGAAUACAACCCACAGUACAAAGGCCCAAGGCGCCUUCUUCACGCUCAACUUCGUCGUGUUCUAUUCCUCCCCGCCCCUGCCAUACACGAACCAUACACUUGUUGGAACCUGCGCCGACGAGGGUAGUCUGGUGUGGAUCGACUAUUUCGUGGUUGAAGUACCCUUGCAACUCGAUUUAACUAGCUUGGCGUCCUCUCCGCCAACUCCAAAAACCGUAGGCGUUACGGUCCCCGCCGUUCUCGGGACGCUUCUUCUACUGUCUACGACCUUGGUCUUAUAUCUUUGGUGCCGCCUCCGCCAAAGCGCUGCCCAACCUCCUCGUCCCUUCGAGGUGCCGCCGGCUCAGUGUCCAAGAAACCUUGAUGUUCUUUACUGUGCCGAAAAUCAUAAACCAGCUCCACCCAGUUACUACGCACGGCCCCAAGCUGAUCUGAGCUGA
This is a messenger RNA of Pleurotus ostreatus (oyster mushroom), 531 nucleotides long. RefSeq lists its product as uncharacterized. Bases 1 to 531 code for a protein of 176 amino acids. The record is from RefSeq and is a predicted model, not a curated record. The transcript is spliced from 3 exons. NCBI's taxonomy places the organism in Eukaryota, Fungi, Basidiomycota, Agaricomycetes, Agaricales, Pleurotaceae.